This is a messenger RNA of Iphiclides podalirius (scarce swallowtail), 465 nucleotides long. The record is from the annotation of a GenBank genome assembly. Lineage: Eukaryota; Metazoa; Arthropoda; Insecta; Lepidoptera; Papilionidae.
AUGAAGACCACAUCCGCAAUCUCAUUCGCAGCGUUAUUUGUGUUGUUUAUCUGCGUGACGUCAAUACGUACGCACCCCUUGCUGGUAGACAGGUUUGCAAAUUUCAUUGUCGCGAACGGGAAAACUGUCAGCGAAGAAGGUUCCAUCAUGAACGCAGCGCUGUCCUGGGGUAAGUGGCAGCAGGGCGAUGAGGACGUGACCACAGUGAACUACAUCGGAUUCAACACUGCUAAGGCGGCGAGCUUCCGCGCGUCGGGCCGCGAUGGCAGCCCCUCAGGCGCCGAGGGUACAUUCGACAUAUACGAGGGAGGAAGGAGGAUAGCCCUCGUCGAAUUUUCCAUACCGUUCUGGGGUGGGAACGAAGUCAAAAUCCAUGAAUUCGACGACCAAUUUGUGUGCAACCAGAAAGGCUUGACAGCAAAGGGCUCCCCGACUAUCAAUAUAAAGUGUCACAGGAUCCCCAGU